Messenger RNA from Rubroshorea leprosula, 2182 nucleotides. Lineage: Eukaryota; Viridiplantae; Streptophyta; Magnoliopsida; Malvales; Dipterocarpaceae. The record is from the annotation of a GenBank genome assembly.
GCACAAAACACGUUUCUUAAAUCAAUUCCCAAUUUCCAACUAAUAAUGGCUGAAUUUACCGAAGAAAGCAGCAGAAAAAAUGGUUUAAAAAAAUUUUCAAUUUCUUAUCACCGAGUGAAAACAAAAAAAAAAUCCCCAAAUCCAGACAAAAUGUCAAAUUCACCAAAUAGAAACCCUAACCCUAACCGCAGCCCCACUUCUGACCAGACCACAAAAGUUUUGAGGUCACCGCAAACAAAUAAUCAUAGAACAAGGGCAGUUAGCUCGCCGGACGUCUUAUACGAGGAACAAGCUCUGAAGCAUGUUAUUGUCAGGAUGCAGCAGCAGCAUCACCCUUCUCUGUCUUCUACGCCGUCCCCAUCUCCUCGGUCCGAGUCUGAUUUCUCGCCCUUUUCGCUGGACUCUCCCUCCCCUGAUUACACUUCCCUUCUCUCCGACGAGCUCCUUCUUGGAAUCUUCUCCAAGCUUCCUAUCUCGCAGCACGUCUCUAAUUCCUUGGUGUGCAAGAGGUGGUUGAGGGUUCACGGCCGUUUGGUGCAGUCCCUCAAGCUCACGGAUUGGUCGUUUCUCAGUUCCGGUCGGGUUUUUCAGCGAUUCCCUAAUCUCGCUGAGAUUGACAUAAUUCGGUCGUGUAUUCGGAUGCCGAGGAACUCCGGGAUUUUUGUCACCCGCAAUUCCUUGUCUGUUUAUGUUGAUACCGAUUUUACUUCAAAUGGGUUAGUGGAAGAAAAGGCGCUGUUACCGUCUAAUUUGGUUGAUUAUGGGCUCAAAAUGAUAGCUGACAAGUACCCGAAUUUGAGGAGGAUUUUGGUGAUUGGGGCCAGUGAAGAUGGGUUGUCGAGUAUAGCUGAGCAGUGUCAGACAUUGCAAGAACUGGAAUUGCAUUGUUGUGGGGAUUUGUCUUUGAAGGGUAUUUCUGGGUGCAGAAAUUUGCAGGUGGUAAAGUUGAUUGGGUGUGUUGAUGGGUUCUACAAUUCAGUGGUUUCCGAUAUUGGGUUAACGUUAUUGGCGCAUGGUUGCCGGCGGCUUGUGAAGCUUGAGCUAUGUGGAUGUGAAGGGAGUUAUGAUGGGAUUAAGGCAAUUGGACAGUGCUGUCAAAUGCUUGAAGAAUUGAGUAUCUGUGAUCAUAGGAUGGAUGGAGGGUGGUUGGCAGCACUUUCGUUUUGUGGGAAUUUGAAGACUCUGAUGCUCAAGUCUUGUAAGACUAUUGAUAAGAGUCCCGGAUUAGAUGAGCAUUUAGGGUCUUGUUUCACUCUUGAAGAGCUACAUUUACAGCGGUGUCAAAUACGAGAUAAGCAGAGCUUGAAAGCAUUGUUUUUGGUCUGUGAGAACGUCAAGGAGAUUAUUUUGCAGGAUUGUUGGGGUUUGGAUGAUGAAGCAUUUGGCCUAGCCAGCAUUUGUAGGCGAGUGGAUCUACUUUCUUUGGAAGGAUGCUCAUUAUUGACAACAAAAGGUUUGGAGUCAGUAGUUCUUUCUUGGAAGGAGCUUCAGAGAUUAAGAGUGGUAUCAUGUAACAACAUUAAGGAUGUAGAAGUCACCUCUGAACUAGGGUUUUUGUUUUCUGUUCUCAAGGAGUUGAAAUGGCGACCAGAUACCAGAUCGCUCCUCUUAUCAAAUCUUGGAGACACUGGAUUGGGAAAGAAAGGUGAUAGGUUCUUCAAGAGGUCAAAGGGUUGAAUAUUGUUGGCUGAUGAUGUCUGGCAUUGCAUAUGACUUGUAUGGAAGCUGCAAAAGGUUUACAUAACAUGACAUACUCUGCAAACUCUGUGCUAACUGAAUUAUUUAGCUCAGACUUUUAGCAUGAAAAUAACAGAGGACUUGUACGAUUCAUGCCAGCUGAAAAUAACCAACAUACAAAGAAUUCUGACUCUGCUCCACUCCAUCUCCUUGUAUGUCGGGUUUCUAGUCAACCUAGGCGACAAUAAUUUACCAAUGUAUUUUAGCGGUAGUAUCUCUCUAGCAUUUGAUUGAGGUUAGAUAUCAUAAAUUUCAUCCUGACUUGUUAAUUAGUGUAAAAGCAAGCAAUAAUGUAGUUUAGACCUCAUUUUUUAACUCAUGGUUUACAGCAUGUCAAGGUAAUCAAAUUUGCAAAUUUCUUGCAAAUUUCUUCUGUACUAUAGUUAUUUGUUAUUUUCUGCUUGUAUGUAUCUUUCUGAAUGAGACUGCUCUUCAUAAUGUUGUU